Messenger RNA from Alternaria postmessia, 1560 nucleotides. RefSeq lists its product as uncharacterized. Gene Ontology annotation, molecular function: homoserine O-acetyltransferase activity. The record is from RefSeq and is a predicted model, not a curated record. Lineage: Eukaryota; Fungi; Ascomycota; Dothideomycetes; Pleosporales; Pleosporaceae. Gene Ontology annotation, biological process: L-homoserine metabolic process. The transcript has 3 exons. The coding region runs from base 1 to 1560 and encodes 519 amino acids.
AUGGAUUCUCAAGGGCUAGGCGCUGAAACCGCCAAUGGAUCCAAGAAAUACAGGACGGUGUCGUCGCAACCUGAGAACCCGUUCGCCAACCUCAUUCCUGAUCAAACCUUCGCUGUCAUACCGCAAGUCACGCUCGAAUCUGGCGUUGUAUUACAGAAUGUCAGCGUUGCAUACAAGACGUACGGUACCCUCGCGCCCAGCGGAGACAAUGCCAUGGUGAUAUGCCAUGCGCUCACAGGAAGCGCUGAUGUUGGCGAUUGGUGGGGUCCGUUGCUAGGAGGACCUGGAAAGGCUUUCGACAUCUCGCGUUUCUUCGUGGUAUGUAUGAACAGUCUCGGCAGUCCAUACGGCAGUGCAAGUCCCGUCACAGCAAAGGACGGCGACGCGUCGCUGGGCCCAUACGGUCCCGAGUUCCCACUGACAACUGUGAGAGACGAUGUCAAUGUCUUCAAGCUGAUCUUGGAUGAUCUCGGUGUGAAGCAGAUCGCUGCAGUUAUUGGAGGAUCUAUGGGCGGUAUGCUUGUUCUCGAGUUUGCAUACUUUGGAAAAGACUAUGUCAGAACCAUCAUCCCGAUAGCCACGUCGGCUCGCUACAGCGCAUGGGGUAUCAGCUGGGGCGAGGCGCAACGGCAGAGCAUCUACAGCGAUCCCAAAUACGACGAUGGCUACUACUCAUACGAAGACCCUCCGUCGACUGGGCUUGGAGCAGCACGUAUGUCGGCCCUGUUGACCUACCGGAGCCGCGAUUCGUUCGAAUCGAGAUUUGGGCGCAACACGCCAGACCUGUCCAAGAAACAGAGCAUCAAUACUGUACCGCGCCCGACGACCCCAUCAAAUCCUUCGCACGAACAUUGGGCUAUACAUAAUCACGGCCACAAGAAUGCUGGAUCGCCGCGUCUUAUGUCACGAUCAAACAGCAGUACCGCCAUACCUGGCUCUGCAGCGGCACAGGCUGAUCUCGAAUUCCACGAUGCGUCGGGCCCUGGGACGCCGAACCUGCAACGGACAAGCUCCACAAGUAGCAACGGCGCAUUCCCUCGCUCCUCGAAACCCUUAGCCCCUCACUAUUUCUCAGCACAAUCAUACCUCCGUUACCAAGCCGACAAGUUCAUCAAGCGCUUCGACGCCAACUGCUACAUCGCUAUCACUAGAAAGCUGGACACACACGACGUAUCUCGUUACCGUUAUCCUGAGGGCGAGACCCCCGACACACUGGACCCAGUAUCGGCCCUUCAUCAUGCGCUUUCUUUGAUCGAACAGCCCACCCUUGUUUUGGGUAUACAAUCAGAUGGCCUUUUUACAUUUGCCGAACAGAAGGAGCUGGCCGCUUGUAUUCCGAAAGCCACGCUCAAGACCAUCGACUCCCCGGAUGGUCAUGACGCUUUCCUUCUAGAAUUUGAGCAGGUAAACAAACAUCUGCUGGGCUUUUUGAAUACUGAGCUCCCAGAAAUCAUGAACAGAACGCCAAAUGUAGAAACCGUCAAGAGCGAUACUGGUAUGACUGCUACCAAGACCAGUACAUUUGGUGAGGCUGAAGUUGAGGAUAUCACUGCAUGGUAA